Molecule: messenger RNA, 238 nt
Organism: Drosophila teissieri
Lineage: Eukaryota; Metazoa; Arthropoda; Insecta; Diptera; Drosophilidae
Exons: 1
Coding region: 11-178 (55 amino acids)
Source: RefSeq, a predicted model, not a curated record
UUCAUUUAGAAUGUGGCCGCUAACACUUGGAUUUGCGAUGCAGUUGCUGCUGCUGAUUUCGCUGCUGCUGCUGCUUCCACUGCCCGGAUUUGCCAGGGAACUAAGGCAGCCCUAUAGAUACGACAGAUACGACGGUAAUCCUGGCCUGAACCAACCGCGGAAUUUGGAGCGGAACUGAUAUGCAUAACUAUAAGAACAGGUUCCACAAAGAACGAACAAUAAACUAGCGAAACACGAA